Triplophysa rosa is the source of this 3599-nucleotide messenger RNA. RefSeq names its product gap junction protein gamma 2 (gene gjc2). Gene Ontology annotation, biological process: cell communication. The record is from RefSeq and is a predicted model, not a curated record. Lineage: Eukaryota; Metazoa; Chordata; Actinopteri; Cypriniformes; Nemacheilidae. Gene Ontology annotation, cellular component: connexin complex. Bases 725 to 1969 code for a protein of 414 amino acids. The transcript is spliced from 4 exons.
UGCUGAGAUGUGGCCGCCCUGGCUGGAGAACAAUGCAUCCAUUGCUCCUGAGUGUCACUGCAUGUACUUGGUGGUGAGGGGUUUUGAGGAAAAAUGAUCCAUUGUCCAUCCCUUCGUCUUGCUGCGGUGAUCAAGGCAAAGGUUACGGGUUCAUGAUCCAUCCCUGGCAUUUCUACAAACACAUACCGUAUAGAUACUGAUCUGCCUUCAUUAUGGACAGAUGCUUCAAUAACCAUUUGAGUGCUGGCGCACAGCAGCGGUCAAUCUCCCAGUUUGAACCCUUGUCAUGGGGUCAUUCGCCCGAGGAACUUUUUCUCCCGCAUUUUUUUCUCUUUUUAUUUCCUCUGCUGGCUCUUGGGAGGUGUAAAACAGUCCAGACUCAAUGCGUGAGACAGACGCCCGCUCUUGCGCUGUGGAGAAUGUGGGAUGUGAUGCUCUUUGUGUGCAGCUCAGUCUGCCGCUGUUACAGCUCUUAGAUGAUCAUGCCUCAUCACUUCAUUUGACUGUGGAGAGGCCGCCGCAGUUUCGCGGGAACUUAUGGCCGGAUGGAGCGCGCGUCUUUUGGAGGAGUUUCCCUGCUGCAACUUCUUAAGGGUCAUGUUUGGAAGCACAAAUUCAACUGCGACCUGAAAUAAACCUCAAUUCAGGAAUGACAUGAAAUGUGGGCAAUGUGUGUGAGGGAGAGGUACACUCAGAUCAUAGGUGAAAAGUUUAUAUCACCAACAUGAGCUGGAGCUUUCUCACUCGACUUCUGGAGGAAAUCCACAACCACUCCACGUUUGUGGGGAAAGUGUGGCUGACCGUGCUAAUUAUUUUCCGCAUCGUUCUGACGGCCGUUGGCGGUGAGUCGAUCUACUCAGACGAACAGACAAAGUUCACCUGCAAUACUAAACAGCCCGGCUGCGACAACGUAUGCUACGAUUCCUUCGCCCCGCUCUCGCACGUACGGUUCUGGGUUUUUCAGAUCAUCAUGAUAUCCACCCCCUCUGUCAUGUACCUGGGUUACGCCAUUCAUAAGAUCGCCCGUACCACAGAGGAGGAGCGACGCAAACAUCAGAGACACCAGAGGAGGAGCCGCGACAGCCGGUGGAGAGACGGACAGCCCCUUGAGGAGGUUUUAGAAGAGGAGGAUGAUGACGCAGAGCCGAUGAUUUAUGAAGAAGACAAUUUGGAUGCACAAGAGGUCAAACCGGAGAUGGAUAAAACCAAAAGUCAAGACCCUGUGAAGCACGAUGGUCGUCGCCGGAUCAUGCAGGAAGGCCUGAUGAGGAUGUACGUGCUUCAGCUUUUAUCCCGUGCCAUCUUUGAGGUGGGAUUCCUCACAGGUCAGUAUCUCCUCUAUGGCUUCCGCGUGAACCCCUCGUACGUCUGCGACAAGAUCCCGUGUCCACAUCGGGUAGACUGCUUCGUCUCACGACCCACAGAGAAGACCAUCUUUUUGCUUAUCAUGUACGUCGUGAGCUGUCUUUGUCUCCUGCUCAAUGUCUGUGAGAUGUUCCAUUUGGGGAUCGGUGCCUUCCGUGAUACACUCCGUAAGCGUCGAAACCAGGGCCGACGAACUUCCUACGGCUUCUCAUACUCCAGAAACAUUCCUGCAUCUCCGCCAGGUUACAACCUAGUAAUCAAAUCUGACAAGCCAGGUCGGAUUCCCAACAGCAUCAUUGCACACGACCAGAACAGUGUGCUUCCAGAGCAACAUUGCACAAGCCCUGAUGAGAAUAUUCCGUCUGACCUGGCUAGCUUACAUCACCAUUUACGAGUAGCCCAGGAACAACUAGACAUGGCUUUUCAGACAUACAACACAAAAUAUGCUCAUACUUCCAGAACCAGCAGCCCUGUGUCGGGUGGCACAAUGACAGAGCAGAACCGGGUCAAUACAGCCCAAGAGAAACAAGGGGCACGGCCUAAAGCCAGCACUGAAAGGGUUGGGACAAUAGCAAAAAAUGGUAAGACAUCCGUGUGGAUUUAAAUCCACAAUGGGAAACUCUUGACUACUCUUUUGUGGACCAUCAUAUUUGGAACACAUGAAGCAUUUUUUCUUGCUAAACUACUACAGUUAGGCUCCAUUUCUCCAAUGUUCUCAAGUAGAGGGAUAGGGUUAAUUUCUUUGUAUUUAUUGCUUUACCUGUGCUCACCCAUCCUCUGAGCAAUUCUUAUUGUGCUUCUACUUAUAUUAAGUGUUAUGUUCCUUUAAAUUACUGUACAAUGCAUGUAUUUCUAUUGACCAUAUUGGAAAACAACACCAAUUUUCACUUUAAUGGAUCAUCAGUUUUAAUUCACUUCAUUCAUAUUCUCCACUCAAGGUGAAAGUGAGACGCUACCUUGACUCUUUUUCUAGAGAAAAUAAAAUCUAUUGACAAAUGACAUUAUCCCUGCCUUUCUUCUAACCAUCAUUCAAAUCCUAAUAACCACUGUUUGACAUUCAGCUCUUGUUAGUGAUUAUAUUUAGUGCCGAGGGGCAAUUCAUGACAGUACGUUUAUCGUGUUUGUUGCAGUGGUCUUUAUCAACCUCGUUCUAUGUUUAUGAAAAUGUCUUUAUGAUAUGUUCAUUUCUGUUUCUCAGCUGUGGCACGACUAGCUUAGCUCUGUAAACAGCUUAACUACCAGCAGAUUUAAUUCAACUCAGUUGAAUGGAAAUUAAAGAAGCAUUCCAGACUUAAACCAAAUCCCGACGUGUUAAACAACUGACAUGCUGUUACUCUUGACAACUGGUCUAUUUACUGUUCCUGCAUUGUUUCAAAAGUGACAGCAGCUCUCUUAGUGGCUCUCAGUACAUCUUGUGUUAGGCUUUCCUAGGUUAUUUAAAAUUAAACUUGGCUCAGGCUGUGUUAAAAGAUGAUGGCUAAAGUCGCCCAUAAUUCCACAAUAAUGCUCUGUUGCAAACCCUAGUUUGCUAUGCACCCAUUUAGAAUAUUUAACAUGGGCACAUUUUUACAUUUGCUCGCUGUUCCAGUCAGUAAGUAGCAAAUAAAAAAUGUACUAAGUUUUGAAACACAGCCCAUAAGUGAAUGUUUAUAUGCUUUUAGAAAGCAGAGACACGUAUUGACAGAGAAUCCCCCAUCCCCAAAUCAGACCCUGGUCCUGCCCCAAAAUCAUGCCAUUGGUUGAGCCAAUGUUGCCAUGUUGGGAUGGUUGGUGUUUUGAUAGUGCCAAAGUGUUUAGUGAAAUCAACCUUAUUUGUCCCUACAUAUUAAUUUAAUUAAUUAUUUUUUACUUUUAAAGAACUAUAAACAUUACAUUUUAACGUCUAUGUUAAUUUUUUGUAUUUUGUACUGAUUUCUAAAACUAUUAUGCAAACCAUAUUUCUCUGAGCUGUUCUGUGUAUAUUGUUACUGGUUAUAUAAGGAACCAUGAUAUCAUGCGGUUGCAACUGCGGAACAUUAAUGUUUAGUGCAAGUGCAAUGUCAAUAUUAAUCAAAAUCAUGUUUAAUUUGCACCACAGUUGAACUUCUCAAGAUAAGCUCUGCAAUAUUUAUUUUAAGUAUAAAGAAAUGGUUUUCCUGAUUCUGCACUAUUUGUUUUCAAAAUAAAUGUUAAUUUAAUUUUAAAAUCACUCUCCCAAAAUGUGCCUUUACUAAUUGAGACCGUAAUCAUGAUGU